Messenger RNA from Symbiodinium natans, 4419 nucleotides. The record is from the annotation of a GenBank genome assembly. Lineage: Eukaryota; Dinophyceae; Suessiales; Symbiodiniaceae.
AUGGGCUGCUGCCAGGGCUCAGGCUCUGUGCCUGUGGAGUCACCGAGCAAGGACAGACUGCCUCCUAUCUCCGGAGCAGAGACAACGGACAUCCGAAUCUGCACAUCCUGCCCGUCAAACCUCUACAACCACGUCGAGGCCUUAUGCAGCGAGCUGGAUAUCAGGACGGCCUUUGGCAGGAAGGGCGACUUCAUGGAGGACACAGAAGGCGAAGCUUGGUUCGGCAAGUGGCAGAACAGAGUCUUGCAGUCACUGGACGACGCCCUCCAGACGAAGAAGAGCGAAGGGCGCUUUACCAUCUACAGCUUAAUGAUCACCGACGAGGACAACGAAAACUGCAAGCUGGAGCAAGAGGACAUGGAGAAGUUAGCCAAUGCGCUACAGUUUCAGAGAGACUCGUUGAGUUUCGAUGUCAUUCGUCAACUGGUGUGCGUCCAAGACUUGACCACGGAGGUUGGUAGUUUGCCCAGAGAGGAGCACGACGUCCAGCGGGCUUACAAGCAAUUCCUCAGGUCGGGCAAGCACAAAGAUGCCUGGUCCUUCUACCUGAUGACCAUGGCAUUGAAGGCGCAGACCUCUUCACCAGGACCGUCAGUGCAGAUUCUGAUCGAGCGAAGCGACAUCGUCGGAUCUAUCCUGACAGGAAAAGGAGCUCAUCAGCCGAAAGAUUGCGAUCUUAGGUUCUGCGAGAGAGUCGAGUGGCUCAUCAAGUGUGCGGAGGCUUCACGACGCAUCAGGCCGAUUGUGGACAAGCGCUGGAAAAUCCCGAUCAGGUUCGACCCACAGAGCCGGCUCACUCAAUGGGCCGUGGCGCAAGAACUGGACCUUUCAGAAACGAACGUGGACUUCGAGAGAGAUUUCGCAAGUUGCAUACAGGACUUCGAGAGAGACUUCGCAAGAUGCGUGCAGGACGUGGUCCUAAGCAGCGACAAUAGAAAAGGUCAACUCCGGCUUCAGCUUUUCAAAAGAUGGCACUGCGCAUCCGGCAUUCAGGCGGCGUCCCAGAGGGAGGAGGAAUUGAAGUGGAUCUUGCAGGAAGCAACAGCAGCAAAGCUGCCGCAUGACCUUCUGAAUGAUGUCGAAUUAAUGCUCAAGCAGUGCCAGGAGAAGCGGCAGAAGGACGUUUUGUAUUUUGUGGAGAUGCUGCACUUGAGGCCCAAAGUGCAGUUUGCCCGCUAUCAUCGCAAGCACGAGCACGAUCCCGAGAAGGAAGGCAAGUGCUUCUGCUACAAGCUUUACGGCCAAAGGAUGGGUUGGGGGUGCAGCUGGCACAAAAGGUAUCUUGAAUAUGUCCGUGAAGCGGUUGCAGCCAUUCAGAAGGGACAGGAGGGAGAUGAGGUGGCCUGGCAAUACCAUCGCGUGGACGAGCAUGGCCUCAAACAGGAUUUUCCAGAAGGCUAUCCGGUGGAUGCAUGGUGCGAAGUGACGAAGUCAUGGCGCCGAGGAGUCGUGAAAGAGAAGCGAACAAGGCAAGAGGAUGGCUCAGCCAACGCGGAGGCAUGCUGGACCAUUCGAUGCGAGCAUGGUGACAACACCUUUCACUCUGCAAUCGUGUGCGACACAUCUCUGGCUACAAAGGAGUUGUUGGACCAUUUUGGUCAUCUGAAGCUCCGGGAGAUUUUCACUGAGUACCUUGAGCGUGUCAGCGUGCUGGAUGUCUGCACGUCUCGGCUCGGGUCCGACGUUUCUGUCUUGAUGAUAAAGCUUGGGGUGCCAACCAUCGGCUCCUUGCAUCACCUCAGGGAUCGCUUCUUCAGUGGCAAGCUAGAGGAGGACAUCACCAGAGGUCUGUCAGAUUGGCACGUUGAAGUAGACAAUGGGCACUUCCUGGAGUUCUACGAACACACGUUGCUGGCUUUGAAGGACCUUACACCUCACCAGAAAAAGCAUCUUCAGGAUAUCCAACAGUGGGAUCAGGUGCACCUGUCAGCACCGGCCGGGGCCGGCAAGACUUUUGUGGCAGUGCAGCGUGUCAUCAAUGUUCUCACCGAAGAGACAGAGGAGCAUCCUGCUCAUGUACUCUAUGUGGCUCCUACACUUGAGCUCGUCUACCACUUCAUACAGUGGACGGUUGCGCGACUGGCGUCGCAAGUGGAGUCGGGGCUUGAGAUCAACCAGCUUCUACGGCGCAUGGUGGUCCUGCACAGCCCUUACCGAGAACUUCUUUCACCUACACUGGACCAAGAGGAUCGGCGCAUCACCCUGGAACUUGCGGGCAGCAUCGACAAGUUUGCACUCCAAGUCGUUGACGAGAGCCACACCCUCUUCGCAGAGGGUGUGGACCAGGGCAUUCUGGCAGAUCUCAAGAGCCGCAGGAGGCUGCUUCUCUCGGACGAAUCGCAGGCUGCAACGGUGGGCACCAGAUACCCCGAGAUGCACCGAGCCAACCUUACUGAGGUCGUCCGAAGCACGAGGCAGAUCGUGCUGGGCGCAAGAUCCUUCCGCUCUGACACCGGGGCCGUCACAUCCGCCGGCACAGAUGGGCCGCCCCUGAAGUCCUUCCUCUUCGAUGGUUCGGACGCCAGAAGUGAGUUUGAGCUCUACGCCCAGCACGUCGCAGAUGCCAUUGCGCACGUUGCAGAUGCAUAUCCCAACAUCAGUCUCCACCAGCGACUCGCGCUGCUAGUCCCGGAUGAGAAGUUUCUCAAGCAACUGAAGACGGCCUUGGCGCCUGUCUUGAAGAGCAAGCUUCCUGACCGCCACCUUCACUGCGUCUCCUUCCAAGAGUCCUUGCGCUCCCUGCCGGAGCUGUUUCGGACCCUCGGCAGCCAGCCUGUGCAGAAGCCCCAGCAGCAGUUCGAGCACAUCGUUCUGGACACGGUGAGCGUCACAGAUGGCCUGGAGAAGCUCAUCGUCAUGUGUAUCGGGCUGGAUGCCCCGAUUCGCCGAGGUGCUGCCGACCUCGUUACUCGCGCAAACCUGUACAAGGGCAUCACGCGGGCCCAGCUGAAGGCCAUCGUGGUGAAUAAGCGCGUCCCGGAGGGCUGGUUCGACUUCCUCACCAACGUCCGUUUCUCCGGCAAAGAGCUUUCCGAAGAGGAGGCAUCGAAGUACGGCUCACAGGCCGCAGCGAAGAUCUGCCAAGAAGCAAAGGACGGCAUAGGCAGUGCCGCGCAGGAAGAAGAGCCAACGCACGACAGCAGAAGCAGAGAGGAGGCCAGGCCGCAGCCAAGCGUUCCGGAUGAAAGGCAGGCGGAUCUGAAGAACGAGAGUUCUCACGUAGAAAGGUCUCAGCAAGAGACAAAAGCUACAAGCAGGAAAGCCGAUCCAGACAUGUCUCAGCCGCAGACACACAGCACCAGCACAGCCGAAAGGGAGUCUGAGUUGACAGGAGACUCGGAGACGACGCCACAGCACGAGUCUAGCAUCUGGGACACCAGAAGCAACACGGUUUCGGCUCAUGCCCGGAAGCCCAUCUUCGAUCCAUUCGCCGAGGAGAGCCGAGUUCCGGUCAAUUCCGAAGAGUUCCUUCUCGACCCGAUGCCCCAGGACCAGCCCAGGGAGCCUUUCGAUGAGGAAGCAGAGAGUUGGCAGAAGGUCAAAGAAGCCUUUCGCGCCGACAGUUUCGACGCGGCCUCUGCAUUGGCAGCGCUGAAGAACUUCGCAGCGCCGGGGCUCCCCUACCCUGAUGAAGCGCGCGCGUUCGUGGUGCAGGAAAGCAAAAGAGUGAUGCGGUGUGGAGGUGAUGUCGAGAGAGCAGCCGGAGCUGCUGAAAGCGGGGAACUCGAGGAGUUGCUGAUCCUGCUCCUUUUCGGCGUCGGCGAGGAGCUGGACAUGCGCGACUGCUGGACAGUCCCCGCGGAGGCCUGGCGGCAGCUCCGGGACGCGCGCUGGGAGAAGCUGCAGAGAGCCAACUUCUACGCGUGUUUCAGCCGCAGCUCCCAGGGCGCAGAGGGCGCCGGCGCCCUGCUCUCGGCGUUGGCUCGGUGCAGCCAGCUCCAGGAGCUGAACAUGUACAACUGCUACGAAGUCCCCGCGGAGGCCUGGUGGCAGCUCCGGGACGCGCGCUGGGAGAAGCUGCAGAGAGCCAACUUCUUCGCGUGUUUCGACGAACGCUCUGAGGGCGCGGAGGGGGCCGGCGCCCUGCUCUCGGCAUUGGCGCAGUGCAGCCAGCUCCAGGAGCUGGACAUGCGCAACUGCUACAACGUCCCCGCGGAGGCCUGGCGGCAGCUCCGGGACACGCGCUGGGAGAAGCUGAAAAGAGCCUACUUCCCUCAGUGUUUCAACGAUAGCUCCCAGGGCGUAGAGGGGGCCGAUAUCCUCCUCGCCGCGUUGGCGCGGUGCAGCGCCCUUCAGGAGCUCUACAUGGUUUAUUGCGAGCGCAUCCCCGCCGCAGCAUGGGAGCAGCUGAGCGACGGCGUGUGGCCAGCUCUUCGAGAACACUCUGGCGUCCCAGAGCGACUUUUCCGGCGUGCGUGA